AUGUCAGCUUUUCAGAAUAUCACCUCCACUUCCAUCAUUUUCCUGCUCACUGGUGUUCCUGGGCUGGAAGCCUUCCACACCUGGAUCUCCAUUCCCUUCUGCUUCUUCUAUGUAACUGCCCUCUCAGGAAACAGCCUGAUCCUCUUCAUCAUCAUCACUCAGCCCAGCCUGCACGAACCCAUGUACUAUUUCCUCUCCAUGCUGUCCACCACAGACCUUGGCCUGUCCAUAUCCACUCUGAUCACCAUGCUGGGUAUAUUCUGGUUCAAUGUGAGGGAAAUCAGCUUUAAUGCCUGCUUGUCCCAGAUGUUCUUUAUUCAAUUGUUUACUGUCAUGGAAUACUCAGUGCUGUUGGCCAUGGCUUUUGAUCAUUUUGUGGCCAUUACUAAUCCUCUUAGAUAUUCUUCUGUCUUAACUGAUCUUAAAAUAGCACAGAUUGGAGUAGCAAUUAUCACCAGGGGAACACUAACACUGACUCCUAUGGUGGUGCUUCUUACAAGACUGUCCUACUGCCACAGCCAUGUGCUCCACCACUCCUACUGCUUCCACCCUGAUGUGAUGAAGCUCUCGUGCACAGACACCAGGAUCAACAGUGCAGUUGGACUGACUGCUCUAAUUACCACUGCUGGGGUGGAUUCCAUCUUUAUUGUUCUUUCUUAUAUUUUGAUCAUUAAGACUGUUCUCAGCAUUGCUUUCCCAGAAGAAAGGAAGAAAGCCUUCAGCAUAUGUAUCUCCCAUAUUGGGGCUGUUGCUGUAUUUUACAUGCCAUUGAUCAGUCUGUCCUUUGUUCACAGGUUUGGGAAGCGGGCCCCACCCUAUGUGCAUACUCUGAUUGCCAAUGCCUACCUACUAAUACCUCCUGUAAUGAACCCUAUCAUCUAUAGUGUGAAGACCAAACAGAUACGCCAAGCUGUGCUGAAAGUUCUCCAUUCUAGCAUGGCAAAUAACUAG
Messenger RNA from Saimiri boliviensis boliviensis (Bolivian squirrel monkey), 951 nucleotides. Its product is annotated as olfactory receptor OR51C1-like. Gene Ontology annotation, biological process: G protein-coupled receptor signaling pathway. The record is from RefSeq and is a predicted model, not a curated record. Gene Ontology annotation, cellular component: plasma membrane. Gene Ontology annotation, molecular function: G protein-coupled receptor activity; olfactory receptor activity. Lineage: Eukaryota; Metazoa; Chordata; Mammalia; Primates; Cebidae.